UCUUGAUUCUCGAUCUAUUUAACGCGCGCUAUUUGGAUGCUUUUUUCUACUGUUAUCAAUGGCUGUUAGUGCGACAGCUUUUUUGUUAUUCAAAUGAUGUUGAUGGUUUGAAGCCCAGGCAUCAGUUGUUUGAUUGCGGCAGCGCGAAGUUCUGAUAUUUCUAAUUUCUUUGCCUAAUGAUGAGAAUUUAUUGCAUUCUCAGUGGAUUGAACUGUUCUUGGGGGUAUUUAACCAAACCUGUCGGUAUAGUGUGGAUUCAUUAUAGAUUUGUAUACCAUUGGGAGAGUUGGGCGGACAAAUUAUCUCAUAGCCGUUACUUUGAAGAUAUGAUUUCGUUUUUCAUUGAGCUUCAGAUCAAUGACUUCCGUAAAAUUUUAAUGGACCCUGAUUUAAUUGUGGAGCCAAUAGGGGCCACCAGCACUUCACAGCCAGAAAGAACAUCAGCUGCUUCAACUCAAUCAUCGUCAUCAUCAAAUUCGUACACGAAUACACGCCAGCGGAAUUCAGGGUCCUCAAGUGGAACAUCAGGGGCAUCAACAGCACCUCCUCCUGGUCCUCCUACAGCACUACGCUGGGAUCGACAAACCAUUCAAUUUUCAGUUAAUGCUUGGGUUCUUGUUGUGGCUGCUCUAGCUGUUUUCCCAAUUGUGCCAAACAAUCUCUCAAAUCGAGCAUACCGGCUUUCCUUCUUAGGGACUGCAUGUUCUUCAAUAUAUUCUUUGUAUUCAUUAUAUGGGAGACCAAGAGCAUGGAACUUGCAGGCUUCGCAAGUAUGGUUACAGUCAGUGAUGGUUACCAAAGAUUUUAUCUACUCAAUUUACAGCAUCUCUUUCAUCACUUCCCACCUGUGCCUUAAAUUCGCUCUAAUUCCUGUACUCUGUCGGACUCUUGAGCUUGUUGCAAAAUUUCUGAGGCGUAACUUUACCAGAUCCACCUUGUACAGGAAGUACUUGGAAGAGGCUUGCGUUUGGGUAGAGUCGAACACAUCAACUCUUGGCAUUUUGUCAUCACAAGCUGAAAUUGGAAGUGGAUUCCUUCUGAUUAUUUCUCUCUUCUCGAGGCAGCGAAAUAUUAUCCAAGCAUUUAUGUAUUGGCAGCUUUUGAAGCUCAUGUACCAUGCUCCUGCCACGGCUGGUUACCAUCAGAGUACAUGGGCGAGCAUCGGGCGAGCUGUGAAUCCAAUAAUCCAGCGGAACAUGCCGUCCUUGAACACUCCAAUGUCAGCAAUACAGAGAUGGUGGUUCAGGUGAAAAAAUAAAAAGGCAACUAUAGGCAGAGGAAGACACCAUUCUAUCAUGACCAGUAGCAUUGCUUAGAAUGACAAACUUCACACUUAUGAUCAAUCCUGUAGACUUCUUAACUUGGUCAACCCCUCUGCUGUAAUAAUCACUCCCCUGUUUUCAUCAAGAAGUAUCUAUCACUCUAUCCGGGUACAUGGGGAUUGUUCCCACACAUUUAUUAUGUUCCAGAAUCUACAGAUGCAGAGGAUUCUAAUGUACUUGUAUGUUUAAUUCUGUCA
Molecule: messenger RNA, 1519 nt
Organism: Andrographis paniculata
Lineage: Eukaryota; Viridiplantae; Streptophyta; Magnoliopsida; Lamiales; Acanthaceae
Exons: 9
Coding region: 177-1250 (357 amino acids)
Biological process (GO): endoplasmic reticulum tubular network organization; membrane organization
Cellular component (GO): membrane; endoplasmic reticulum
Source: RefSeq, a predicted model, not a curated record